CCAUCCCCGCCCAGUCAUGAAAGCAGGCAGGAAGCGAGAAUAGGACAGCCCCGCAGCUAGUGCCGCAGGUUUAAUGUCCUAGGCCGGACUGUGUGGUGUUACAUAACGGCUCCUAUAUAUAUAUAAUCCUACAACUGCAAGUCCGAUCUUAGCUGAAGAAGACCCCGUCGCCACCAUGAACCCCGACAUUCGCAAAGAACGAGAGAAUGCCACCUUCAACACGGACGCACUGACUCACAUCCUGGAUGGCAACCCGGAGAAAACCAGAAGGAGACGAGAAAUCGAGACUCUGGUUAUCAAAGACCCCGACUUCCAGCAUGAAGACCUCAACUUCAUGUCCCGCAGCGAGCGGUACGAUGCGGCGGUGAAGAAGAGUGCGCAGAUGAUCCUGAAGAUGCGGGAGUACGGCAUCGCCGAUCCCGAAGAAAUAUACUCCUACAAGAAAUUCGUGAAUGGGCAGCAUCAUGAGGCUCUGGGUCUCCACUAUACCAUGUUCUUGCCCACGUUAUAUGCCCAGUGCGACGCAGAGCAGCGCAGGAAGUGGCUUCCUCUUGCAGAGUCCUUCAAGGUCUUGGGAACCUAUGCCCAGACUGAAAUGGGACACGGUACCCAUAUCCGUGGGCUGGAGACUACAGCCACUUACGAUCCAUCCACCCAGGAGUUUGUCCUCAACAGCCCCACGGUCACCUCUAUAAAAUGGUGGCCAGGCGGACUGGGCAAGACAUCCAACCAUGCCGUCGUCCUGGCACAGCUGCACACCCAGGGGAACUGCCACGGCCUGCAUGCCUUCCUCGUGCCCAUCCGCGAUAUGAGCAACCACCAGCCCCUGCCAGGCGUGGUGGUGGGCGACAUCGGGCCCAAGUUUGGCUUUGACGAGGUGGACAAUGGCUUCCUGAAGCUGGAGAACGUGCGGAUCCCUCGGGAUUACAUGCUGAUGAAGUAUGCCAAGGUGGAACCGGACGGCACCUACCGGAAACCCCCGAGCGACAAGCUGACCUAUGGCACCAUGGUGUUUAUCCGCUCCAUGAUCGUGGGCGAGUCGGCCCGCGCCCUAUCCAAGGCCUGCACCAUUGCCAUCCGCUACAGCGCCGUGCGGCACCAGUCUGAGCUGCGAGCCGGUGAGCCCGAGCCUCAGAUCCUGGACUACCAGACCCAGCAGCACAAGCUGUUUCCCCUGCUGGCCACAGCCUAUGCCUUCCACUUCUUGGGCCAGUUCAUGAGCCAGACGUACCACCGCAUCACUGGGGACAUCAAUCAGGGUGACUUCAGCGAACUGCCUGAGCUGCACGCCCUGUCGGCAGGCCUGAAGGCCUUCACCACAUGGGCGGCCAACGGCGGGAUCGAGGUAUGCCGCAUGGCCUGUGGGGGACACGGCUACUCCCGCUGCAGCAGCCUGCCCGACAUCUACGUCACCUUCACGCCCACCUGCACCUACGAGGGCGAGAACACGGUCAUGAUGCUGCAGACCGCCAGGUACCUUGUGAAGAGCUAUACACAGGCCAGCAAGGGCCAGAAGGUCUCCGGCAUGGUGUCCUACCUGAAUGAGCUACAGCAACGGAUACAGGCCCAGCCGGUGUCCUCCAGGCCUACGGUGGUCGAUAUCAAUGACUUGACCAGCCUGGUGGAGGCCUACAAGCUUCGGGCCGCAAGGCUGGUGGAGCUGGCAGCCAAAAACCUGCAGGCGGAACUUCAGCGUAGGUUGAGCAAAGAGGACGCCUGGAACCAAACCUCCAUCGACCUGGUCAGGGCGUCCCAUGCUCACUGCCACUAUGUGGUGGUGAAGAUGUUUGUGGCCAAGCUGGGGGAGGUAGCCGACGUGGGGGUGCACUCCGUCCUCAGCACCCUGGCACUGCUCUAUGCCCUGGAUGGCAUUGCCCAACACACCGGGGACUUCCUGCUGGCCGGCCUGCUGAGCAUGCCCCAGGUGUCCCAGAUUUCCCAGCGGACGAAGGAGCUACUCGCCCAACUGAGGACAAACGCCGUGGCGCUGGUGGACGCCUUCGAUUACCGGGAUGAGAUGCUGAACUCCUCCUUGGGUCGUUACGACGGCAAUGUCUACGAGCACAUGUUCGAGUGGGCGAAGAAGUCACCCCUUAACCGGACAGAGGUCCAUGAGUCCUACUACAAGUACCUGAAGCCACUGCAGUCCAAGCUGUGAGCCGCAGCAUCAGUCUGGCUGCCCACGACCAGAAGGUCCAUCCACUAACCACACUGAGCUCCACCUGUAAACCAGACCACAACGCUACCACCACCUCCACAGAAUCGUUUGUGGCGGCUGCUUUACUGGAAUGUUUUUGUUUCCAUUAUCUUUAUUGUUCUGUCCUGUCAGUCUCUUGUUCUGGUGAAAUUAUAGUUCCAAAGGACAGGAUGGUUUAACAUGAGUUGCUGAUUUUUAAUUAGCAUUCUACUAAUCUCAUGCACUUUCUGCUUUUAACUGGAAUUAUUCUAUCCUUUUAAGUGUGUUCAGUCUGUCAGCUUUAAUCUGUUUUCACUCAAUCUUCUCCUACCUAAUUCCUAUGGUCAAGAGUUCAAAAAAUAGAACUGAAUUGGGGUUGUUGCACUCGGGGUUAAUGGAUAAUUACAGUGAAGGUUGUUGAAAGGCUGCAGCUGUCUGCAAAGUAUAGAGGAUGCGGAGGGAUAUAGCUGACAGGAGUCAGUUAAUAUGGUGCAUGCACAGCCCUUUUUAUGCUAUAUGGUCUCAAUACAUUUUUGCCUUGCAAAUGUACAUUAUGGGUUUUAUAAAUGUUUGCAGAAUAAUUCUCAUAGACCCAAACAGUCCAAAGUGUGGGGUAUGAAUGAAUAUGAGCCCGAUUCACUUGGGGAAUGAAAAGAAAUUGUGAAAUGUCAGUGGUUGCUUUCUGUCUGUCUACUGUGUUGAGGUCUUUUGGCCAUCAAUCUUUUUUUUCAGGCACUAAACAGUUAUCGAUUGUUGUUGUAUGAAGUGGAAAAUGAAUUAUACUUUCCCGCAAAAUGUCCAAAUUGACAUGGAACAGGAAGUAACAGGUUGUGCCCAAAUUUGAUAACCGGAAGCAGAUGCAUUGAAUUUAAAGUAACGAAUAGCUAUUUGGAUCUUAAAGUUAUGUUCAUGGCUAUAAAUCCGAAGCAUUUAGAGAAAGUUGUCAUUCCAUAGCACUGCGCUAUAAAUCUAAUCUUUUAAACACUGAAUUUAACAUGGGGGGAUUUGUUGCUGAUUUUCACAUGGUACUAAUGAGUUGUUUUGUAAUAUCUAUCCGCGAUUUAUAUGUGCAAAACACCUUUGAUGAAGUUUGGCGGGUACAUUGUUCAAAUCUUACUGACUAGUUUUGUCAGUUUUAAUUUCAGAGAAAUAAAUUCCGUUAACUCUAUCCUUGGAUUUUUUUUUUUUUUUAUCUGUCAGAAAAUUAAAUUCAAUGAGGUAGUUGUGUGUUAUGAAAAUUGAAAAUGAACUUUAUUAAAAGACGUUGCUUCAAUUAA
Messenger RNA from Paramormyrops kingsleyae, 3453 nucleotides. RefSeq names its product acyl-CoA oxidase 1, palmitoyl (gene acox1). Gene Ontology annotation, molecular function: fatty acid binding; FAD binding. Gene Ontology annotation, cellular component: peroxisome. Gene Ontology annotation, biological process: fatty acid beta-oxidation using acyl-CoA oxidase; lipid homeostasis; very long-chain fatty acid metabolic process. The record is from RefSeq and is a predicted model, not a curated record. NCBI's taxonomy places the organism in Eukaryota, Metazoa, Chordata, Actinopteri, Osteoglossiformes, Mormyridae.